AUGAGGACAUACAAAAGUUCAAAAACACAGUUGUCUCACUUGCACGGUUUAUGCGAUUUGGUUCAAGUAGUCGAUGAAGUCAUUGGAGAACAAUUGCAGGUUCGACGGUUCAUUGACCGGGAUACGGCGUGGGGCACUACAAGUGCUCAAAGGUAUAGGCCUUUCCACUGCCUUUGGGCGAAGUGUCGCAAGAUAUCUCUCAGCGAGAGAUUCACCGAGGCUCAUAGCGAGGGUUUCAGGGCUCAGCCCAAG
Messenger RNA from Brenthis ino (lesser marbled fritillary), 252 nucleotides. The record is from the annotation of a GenBank genome assembly. Lineage: Eukaryota; Metazoa; Arthropoda; Insecta; Lepidoptera; Nymphalidae.